Molecule: messenger RNA, 7440 nt
Organism: Amblyraja radiata (thorny skate)
Lineage: Eukaryota; Metazoa; Chordata; Chondrichthyes; Rajiformes; Rajidae
Gene: tmem94
Product: transmembrane protein 94
Exons: 31
Coding region: 98-4228 (1376 amino acids)
Source: RefSeq, a predicted model, not a curated record
AGAGGGGCAGCGCGCAGGCGCACUACGCCCGCCGGGUACAGAGGGGCAGCGCGCAGGCCGAGUAGGGGUGAGGCCAGGCGGCGCGGCCGUUGUCCCGAUGCGGCUUGAGCCUUGGCCUUGGCUCAGGCUCUCUAGCACCAAGGCCAUGGAUAUGCAGAAGCCCAAGGGCCAGGAUGAGAUGGCAAAUUUGGGUCUGUCCACCAGACAGGCUCUGAUGGCGCUCCGUAACCAGCUCACUGCAAUCCUCGAAGAGCAUCAGAAGCAGCAGAAAAAAAAGGAAUCUUGGAAGGAAGUGUGGCUUAAGGGCUUCCUCAACCCGAAUAACAGAAGCUCCAGCUUCCAUUGGCCAGGGGCAUCUCUCAUGCUGCUGGCUGCAAUCUUACUGCUGUGUUGCUAUGGCAGCCAGCCAAAUGGAAGCCAGGGCACUGCAGUACUGAAUGCAGGAAUACUGUUCCUUCUGAUAUUUAUCAACCUGUAUGUAAUCGGAAGACAAGGGCGACUGAAAAAGGGAGAGGUCGUUGCCAGACUACAAGAAAUCAUCAAGAAGCUAAACGAAACCCUUGUAGGUAAUGGCAAUGUUAAAUGGGAGAAUGCAUCGUACCCAGACCUCUUUAUACCUUCUGCUCCAUCUUGGUCACUCCACUGGGCUUAUAGAGAUGGGCAUCUCGUAAAUCUUCCUGUCUGUUUACUAGUGGAAGGCGAUGUCAUUGCACUUAGACCCGGCCAAGAGUCGUUUGCCUCCUUGAGAGGUAUUAAGGAUGAUGAACACAUAGUACUGGAGCCUGGUGAUUUGUUUCCACCUUUUUCUCCCCCACCGACACCCAGAGGAAAAGAAAAGAAGGGGCCUGAGGUUCCUCAACAACACAGGCUCUUCAGAGUAGUGAGGACUCCAGUUCUUGAAAAUGUUAGGCGGAGUCUGGACCUGGCACUAUCUCGACCUGUCACUGCGCUUGAUAAUGAACGCUAUACGGUGCAAUCAACGAUGGAGAAAUACACUGUUCCUUGCGUUCUGGCUGUAUUUCUGAUUACAAACACUGUGCGGUUUGUUCUUGAUGCUCCUGGAAUUGGCAAUUGGAAGUUUACCUUCUUCCAACUUCAGGUGAAUGCCGUUCUGCCCAUUCUCCCCUUGUUCUUUCCUGUGGUGUGGGUGCUGGUCACGGCCUACGGAGAAGCUAGAGUUCUAGCACAGUUCACCAAGGCUGGUGCUCCUGUUGGCAUGAUGGCAAAAUUUUCUGAAGAUACGCUUAGCAGUUACACAGAAGUGGUUACUACAAAGGAAAUUCUGUUCUGUAUUUGGGGUCACUUCUGGUCAUUACUGCGAGGAAAGUCACUUAGCCUUUGCUACACGUCCAGUCUGCUUCAGAACCUGGGCUCGGUCACUGUGCUUUGCUGUGUGGACAAGCAAGGAAUACUGUCCUGGCCCAAUCCCAGUCCGGAAACGGUUCUGUUCUUUAGUGGCCGUGUGGAGCAAUCACAUGACAGCCUAGAGGACCUGAAAGAUGACAUGUCCAUGAGAUCAUUUUGUCAUCUAGAGAUGGAAGAAGAGAAGGAUGAGCCCAGAGAAGCUGAUGCUCUAUUGCCCAACACCGGUCUGGAAUUUCUACAUAUCACCGAUGAGGUCGAGCAGGAAAAAGAGGAAAAGACUGAGAGCACUCCGCGGUUGAGGAAGCGAAGUGACAAUCGGCGAUGCAAGCACUUGUCGGGCUCUAGUGUCAGCUUCAGCAAAGACACAGAAGGAGGGGAGGAUGAUGCGACACAGGUGAGCGGUAUUGAUGAAGACCUGGACCUGGAAGCAGAUGAUUAUAUUUGCGAUUACCACCUGGAAAUGCUGAGCCUUUCUCAGGACCAGCAGAACCCGGCCAGUAUUCAGUUUGAUGACUCGAACUGGCAACUGCACAUUUCUUCACUGAAACCACUGGGGCUCAACAUCCUCCUCAAUCUAUGUUACUCCACCGUUACAGAGCAAGUGUGCCGCUUCUCUGAUCAUCUGUCCAAUAUCGCCCUGCAAGAGACAUCGGGCACAGCCGUGCCAAUCCAUGUCCCUUGGGGGCUCUGUGAAUUAGCCAGGCUCAUAGGCUUUACCCCUGGUGCCAAAGAACUCUUCAAGCAAGAGAAUCAUCUGACCAUGUACCAACUUCCGACAGCAGAGAUGGUCAAAGAGCCGGUGCCACGCCGACUUUUGAACGUAAACAAGAGGAGACCACCACUCAGUCACAUGAUCAGCUUAUUUGUGAGAGAUACAUUGACCGAUAGUGUGCAGAUGUUAUCUCACGGCACAGCUGAUGUCAUCCUAGAGGCCUGCACAGAUUUCUGGGAUGGUGCAGAUAUUUACCCCCUCUCUGGUUCCGACAGGAAAAAAGUGCUAGAUUUCUACCAACGAGCCUGUCUCUCGGGAUACUGUUCGGCUUUUGCUUACAAGCCGAUGCACUGCAUCUUAUCCUCUGAGUUGAACGGGAAAUGCAUCGAGUUGGUCCAGGUGCCAGGUCAGAAUACCAUCUUCACCUCUUAUGAUUUACCGGGGACCACACCCAUUAAACACGGCAGCAGACGGAACAGCUGGAGCUCUGAUGAGGGAAUAGUGGAGGUGAUGGAGAAGGAAGACUGCAUCCAAGCCUUGAGUGGACAGAUCUUCAUAGGAAUGGUCUCCUCUCAAUAUCAAGCUCGGCUGGACAUAGUCCGGCUAAUCGACGGCCUUGUGAAUGCAUGCAUCAGAUUCGUCUACUUCUCCUUGGAAGAUGAGUUAAAAAGCAAGGUAUUUGCAGAAAAGAUGGGAUUAGAAACGGGCUGGAACUGUCACAUCUCUCUGCUGCCGUAUGGUGGAGGUUCAGGUUCUGAGAUUCCACAGUCCAGCCCAAGCCAUGCGGGCUCUCUGCAUGAUGACAUUCUGGAUUCAAAGGAUGGUGCAGAGGGAGCCUUACUAGUGGACGAAGAGAGGCACUCUGAUCUCAUUAGCUUCCAGCCAACGGACAGUGAUGUGCCAAGCUUUUUGGAAGAUCAUAACAGGGCUAAACUGCCGCGAGGAAUCAACCAAGUUCGACCACAUCUUCAGAACAUUGAUAAUGUGCCUUUGCUGGUCCCUCUGUUCACCGACUGCACUCAGGACGCAAUGUGCGAGAUGAUGAAGAUCAUGCAAGAGCAUGGAGAGGUGAUCUGCUGCCUGGGAAGCUCUGCCAACUUCAGAAACAACUGUCUUUUUCUACAGAGUGACAUUGGUGUUGCAAUGGAUCCACUCUACCCAUCCCGAUGCUCCUGGGAGACCUUUGGCUACGCCACCAGUGCAAAUGUUUCAUUUGAUUCCGAUGAACUUUCCCCUCUGCAGUUAUCUGGCCUCUUGAACAGCCUGCCUUGUUCCAUUUUCUUUCACCAUGAGGAAAGCAUCAGCAUCAUCAAACUCAUUGAACAGGCACGGCAUACAGCAUAUGGAAUCAGGAAAUGCUUUCUGUUCCUCUUACAAUGUCAGCUUACUCUUGUUUUCAUACAGUUUCUGGCCUGUCUGGUUCAGCUCCCACCACCACUCGGCACCACCGAUGUUCUCUGGCUGUCCUGCUUCUGCUACCCAUUGCUCAGUGCUGCCUUGUUGGGGAAGCCUCCAGACAGUUCGGUGAUGACAGUAGCAACAGGAAAAAACUUUGUAUCCAUUCCAAAAAAGACUCAGCAGCACUUCCUUGUGUGCUUCCUGAUCAAGUUCAGCCUCACUGUUUUUGCCUACCUCGUUUGCUUUGGAUUUAUGCUGCAGGAGUUUUGUAAUAAGUCUAGAUCUUUGAAUGUUACCAACUGCUUGUCAAUAAUGAACAGUUCUGCAGAGGGAGCACCAAUAUGGUUUGACAAGUAUUCUAACGGAUUGUUGCUGGCUCAGAAGGUGAUGGCCUGUUUCAUUGUUCUACACACAGUUUGCAUUUCCAUCAGCCAUGUUCACUGGUCCAAAACCCUCUGGAGGAAAAGUCCUUUCAGUAACUUAUGGUGGUGUCUCACUUUACCUGUAGUGCUGGUGAGCCAAAUUGUAUUGGUGCUGGUGGAUUUAAAGCUGUGGAAAAACAUGGACACCCAGUUGACUUUUGACCUGCAGGACAUCCCCCUGAUCUCUUGGCUCCUUGGUUUACUGUCUCUCAUUCUCGUGGUAUUUAUCAAUGAAGUGGUCAAGCUACAUGAAAUAAGAGUACGAGACCGUUACCAGAAGAGGCAAAAGCUGCAGUUUGAAACCAAGCUAGGAAUGAAUUCUCCGUUCUGACACUGGGAAAAGUGCUGAUGAGCCAAGUUGCUAACUGGAGAGGAGCAGCAACUUCUGGACUGACUUCAGAUAGGUCAAGCCAAGGAGCUGGCCCACAAACAUUGUUUUACUACUGCAUGAAGACUUCAAAACUGCACUAGAAAUUGAAAACCUCACAUCAAUUGAAGGGGUUUACCAGAUACCUCAGGUCAAACACACAGAGCAUAGAGAUGGGAGCUUCAGGAAGUGGAACCUGGAAAUGCACAUUUGUGUAAGCUAAAGUGGAAAAAGACCCUUAUGUAAAAGUUGGCCUUCAGAAACCGGAGAGAGAUUCAACAUUACAUCUUUCUCACCGUGCGUCAGUUGGGCAGUGGCGGGAGAAUGCAUCUCCGUGUCAGAAGUGAGGAACUGAGACUUCAGCAAAGGAAAUAACAUUGGUUGUGGCUUUACAAGCAAAUUGUGAAUCCUUCCCACAAGGAUUUGCUGAGCGUCCCCUUUUCCAGUUUUGUGGGUUUCAGGUGACAAUAAUGAAAGAGACCCUUAUGUAGCAGUUGGUAAUGAUAUACUCAGAGCCCUUAACCUUUAAAGUGUCUUAGGAAGCAGGAAUCUUAUCGCUGCCUCCCAUUUUUAAAUUCCUUCCAUCUUGUGGACUUCCUAGCUGCCACAGCAGUAUCCAUUAAGCAGUAGGGAAUCCCUUCACACUCGGUUAGGUUGCUUCUGCAAGCUGCUAGGAGGUGCUAUAUGGUUUUAGAUCAGAGACCCCACCAGAAUCAGGAUUUGCUCUGUCAAGCCCAGCCAUGCACAUUCAGCUCAAUGAAGUACUUGGCUUGUUUUUGUGUAUGUGUAUGCCCCUGUGUGUCUAUACAGUGCCAGGCUGACUGUAUUUGAGAGGUAUUGGAGAUUGUAUCCAAAGUAAUUCUAUAUUGAAUGAGUGUGGGAUUAGACUAAAUGUUUCAAAUCAUCAGUUCACGUGCUGUCUUUUUUUCAGUCAAAGAAUUGAUUGCUUGAUUUGACUGGAUCAGUCCAAAAGCAAAUUGCUGCUAGAAAUCUGAAAUAAAAUCACAAUGUUGGAAGUACUCUGGCAGCUUCUGUGGGUAUAGAGAUAAUAUUCCAAGUUAAUGACUUUUCACCAGACGUCAGAUCUCUAGCACUGAUUUUACACAGUCUGCAAGAUGAGAAGGAAAUUGUAGUAUUGUUGCCUGAGCACAUUGAUCUUGUACUCAAAAAUUGCCACUCCCAUUCAGGACAUUGCAGGAAAAUAGUGCUGCAGCUUUUAUGGAAGUGUGUUCAUCUUCUGGUUCAUUAUAUCCCUAGUUCAAAGUGAAGAAGUAAGUGUGCCGCCUUGCUUGGCCUUUCAACCUUUCAAUUCACAUGUAGAAUGAAAUUUUGGCCUAGAAAUUGUUGCACAGAAAUGAAAAAGCAUGCUUUUACUACCCAUCUCAAGUGACAGAUGAUCAGAUGGUCUCUGGUGAAAAGCAGCACGGUGGAAUUUUGACUGGGCAUUUCCCGUCUUGAACCUAUAUUGUUCUGCCAACACACUUCCACAUCGGAUGUAGGCAGAAUAACAUCAUGCCUGUGCCAUGCUCUUUAAGGGAUGUUUCAAAGGGAGCAAUCAGUCAAUACGAUUCUAAAGUGUGGGGAAUUCUCAACCUGUACAGGUGUCCACAGUGCUGCCAUCUGAGCCUGUCCCAGCUCAUCACUCCAAGCCUGACUUGGUUAGGUUACCUGACUGACUGGCUUUCUGUCACAAGUGCCCUACAUUCUCUCAGUCCAUCCACCACUCCCCAAAAUGUCAAAUUAAGGGCCUCCAUUUCACGGCAGACAUGUAUCACAAAUCUAAACUCAAGCUUCCCUCCCACCAAGCUGGUGAUCACAGUUAGCCUGAACCUGUCGUGUUUUUAUCAUCUUGCUCUCUGCACCAGUGAAAGUGAUAGGAAAAGAUCUUACCCUGGUGCAUGGUUCAUUCUGAACCAUCCAGCCCAUUGAACCAGAGGUGCUACUGAACUUUAAAGCAGUUGAAUAACCGUCAAUUCCUUGAUCUGCCAUAUAUUGGUGAAUUAACAUGUCAGCCUGGGCAUAGAGGAAUUUCCAGUCCAUCUUGUCCAACGCAAAUUGCCAUUUUGGCUACCCCCAAGUUAAAUUGCUAACCAUUUUAAGUAUUGGGCAAUUUUGAUUGUAGAGAUAAUGUGGCUUCAUAUACAUGUGGCUGGAUGGUAUUAUUCAGUCCUUCAGCUUCUAAAAGGCCUGUGCACUGCUUUACAACCACAUUUUCCUUUCAACAUCGCCUCUCCUGUUUCCAUGUCCCUAUUUGUAGCUGUUUAAAUCUUCAAUAUUUCCAAAAUUACAUCAAUCCUUGCACUGAUGCACUGUAGGAAUUGUGACACAUACUAAUCGUUGCACAUUUCCACAUAUGUAAGUGACAUUAAAAUCCCUGAUAGUUUUGCACAUUCUCUUUCACCCACAUGACUCAUUACUCUUGUGCUAAGGACCGGCUCAUCAGGUAAUGUGUAUCAUUCAAAGUAAUACACAUGCAUAAAUUGGCACUAACCACAGGUAUUGUUUAUCUAGCUACUGAUUUGUGGUGUAUUAUUGCCCCCUGAUGAUGUAGUUGCUAAACUCCAGUGAGUUUUAGAAUGUGUUUUGAUUUCCAGCAAGGCUUAGCAAGGAAGGCAGAACCAUUAACAGAUUAAAUUGCCAGUUUAGCAAUUGCUUGUUUUAACUUGUUACACAAAAUGCCUUGCAAUUCCUCACACAAGCCUUCAAAGAUGCCAAAUUAGAUCUCUUGCUACACUGUUCAAUUCAGUGAUUACAAAAAAAUAGUUUUGUUUUUGAGAAACCACAUCUGCUCUUUCCAAAUCUGUAGGAAGGGACUGCAGAUGCUGGUUUAAAUUGAAGAUAGACACAAAAUGCUGGAUGUCUGAAGAAGGGUCUCGACCCGAAACGUCACCCAUUCCUUCUCUCCAGAGAUGCUGCAUGUCCCACUGAUUUACUCCAGCAUUUUGUGUCUAUCGUCUGCUUUUUCCAAGAUUGUUAUUGUGCUGUUGAAUGUUCACUUCACUGAUAGUGUGUUAGACAGGAAGCCAGACAUUCUGUGAUUGUGAAGUUAUUCCAUGUGAUAGUCCUGUAAGAGUUUAUACAAGUUUUGAGUUCUCAUGCAGUUUGUUUCCUGCGGCAUUAUCUUUUGUGGCCCUGUAACUGGUUGAACUGGAGCAGUGAAGCAGCUUUCAAUUGCA